AGCAGCAGCCGCAGCUCCAGGAGCGGCAGCAGCGCAGCCCAGCCUGCAGCGCGGCACCUCCCCUAAGCAUGGCGGCACCGGGGAGUGGAGGUUCCUGCUUCGUGCUGGGGGGCUCGGGGGCGACGGGCCGGGCGCUGCUGCAGGAGCUGUGCGCACAGCGGCCCUUCAGCAGGGUGACGGUGAUCGGGAGGCGGCAGCUGAGCCUGCCUGAGAGCAGCGGCGUGGCCGUGAAGCAGGCGGUGGUGGACUUCGAGCGGCUGGGCGAGCACGCCGAUGCCUUCCGAGGCCACGACGUGGGCUUCUGCUGCCUGGGCACCACCCGGAGCAAAGCGGGUGCGGAUGGCUUUGUCCGUGUGGACCGGGACUACGUGGCACAGGCAGCCGAGCUGGCGCGGGCAGGGGGCUGCAAACACUUCGUCCUGCAGUCCUCCCAGGGAGCGAACGAGCGCAGCAGCUUUCUGUACCUGCGGGUGAAGGGAGAAGUGGAGAAACUGGUUGAGGCUGUCGGCUUUGACCGCUGCACCAUUCUUCGGCCAGCGGUGCUGCUGUGUGCACGCCAGGAGUUCCGCCCCAUGGAGUGGAUCACACAGCGGAUUCUGGGAUUCAGCGCCCGGUUCUUCCCCUCUGCUUACUCAGUGCCUGUAGAAACAGUGGCGAGGGCAAUGGUGGCCAGUGUGCUGCAGCCAAGUGGGGAGAAGGUGGAGGUGCUGGAGAACAAAGCCAUUCAUCAGCUGGGAAAGGCAGUGCCGCAGCCAGGCACAUAGAGCAAAAGUGGUAAUAAGUGGUUGGCUGACCUUCUGGAUUCUGUUCUGGGCUGAUGAUGAAUGUAUGGGAUAAUACAUAAUAGAGUGGAGUGUUUGCAUGGACAAUGGGGAGCUGAGGUGCAAAUCUGGGUAAGCAUUUUAUAAUUUAAACAAUUCCUUGACUUGAGACCUUGAAUAAAACCCUGUGACUGGCCUGUGCUAA
Tympanuchus pallidicinctus (lesser prairie-chicken) is the source of this 966-nucleotide messenger RNA. It is a transcript of the gene HTATIP2, whose product is annotated as HIV-1 Tat interactive protein 2. The transcript is spliced from 5 exons. Gene Ontology annotation, cellular component: cytoplasm. Gene Ontology annotation, biological process: import into nucleus. The record is from RefSeq and is a predicted model, not a curated record. NCBI's taxonomy places the organism in Eukaryota, Metazoa, Chordata, Aves, Galliformes, Phasianidae. The coding region runs from base 69 to 764 and encodes 231 amino acids.